ACAUGAGCGACUGUUGAUACUUGUCAACUUGUCAAGUCCAUUUGAUAAGCAUACAAAUUUUUCGAAGAAUUACAGAUUUUUAACAAACAACAGUACUCAAUGGUCUUGCUGAUAUCAAAAUAUAAUUUAUAUAUAUAUACACUUUGUAUCGCAUAUAUUUUGCAAACAGCUAACUUAAAAUGAGUGAGAUAUCAAGCUGGGAAGACAUAGAAAAUGAUCAAUUCUUUAAACAACUUUUGGAUGCCGAUUCCAAAAAAACUGAUGUCAAUUCGCUAUUGUCAGUGGCUCAACAAUUAAGCAAAUUAGGGCAAGCUAUUGAGGUGUUAAAUGCAGAAUUGCAGAGACAAGUACUUGCCAAUCAUGAGGAUUUACUAUCUCAGGCAACAUGGGUUGAAAAGUUAGAAGGAGUACUCUUUAUAAUGCAAUCUCACAUACAAAGUCUUCUAUCAGCAGUUGAGCGGUUACGUGGGAAAAUUAUUGACCCAUUUAACAGAAUAGAGAUGCAAACAAUUGUAUUGGCACGGCUUCAUGAAACUUCUGAUCUAUUGAGGAGAGUUGCUAGAAUGCAACAUUUAUCCAAACGUUUAAAUUCUCAAAUGAGCAAUGUUACUCAAGGACCAGAUAUUGUCAAAGCUGCCAAUAGUCUACAUGAACUUGAGCAAUUAAUGGCAGACACAGACCUUAAUGGUUUAGAUGUGAUUGCGGAUGACCAACAGGCUGUAAAAGCUCAAAGAGCUACAGUACAAAGAAUAGCCACUCAUACACUAACCCAGGGAUUACAAGCAAUGGACAGAACAAAGGUAAGCACAGCUGUGCAGGUGUUUCAAAAUUUAGGAAUAUUAAACGGAGCUGUGGAUACAACUAUAGAGUCUACCCUGGCUGAAAUAGAGAAAAUUUCUACAGAAUCGUUAGACGUAUCUUUGGUAGCAAAUCAAGAUUUUGGGAAACGAGGAGCACCGGGCAGAGCUGCAAUUCCGUCGCCUGGAUCAUCUGGAAAUUUACGUACGAGAAUUUGGGAAAAUUUGGAGCGUCUUUUCCAAGAUACUUUAUAUACUCAAUGUUUGCAAAUCGAAUUGUUGCAAAGAGUAUUGUUAGAACAUCACACGAAAGGUUUUCACGAUUUGUCUGAGAAAUUUUGGGAUAAAGUAAAUACACUUCUUGCGAAAGUUUUGAAUGAACGAGCUCAAGGAUCGUCAUUUGUAAAACAGGCUUUAGAAGGAGAAUAUCCCAAAUUUCUAAGAAUAUUUCUGGACUUGAGUAAACGUUUAAAAGAAAGAUCUCACAGUAUUGGGAUUUAUGGUAUCGAUCGCAAUGUUCUGCAACCUUUUGAAAAUGCGUAUUUAUCGCGUUCAGUGUCACGACUUUUGGAUCCAGUACACAAUAUGUUUUCUGGAGAAGGAUUACCAACGCACGAUGAAAUCGACGGUCUUAUACGUACAAUUACAAAUGAGCUGAGCGUAUCAUUGGUGGAUGACGGACUCUCGACAGUCGUGGCGCGGAAUGUAGGAAAAGCUAUAAGAUUAUUCUGUUUGAAAUGCGAACAGAGCGUGGUGACUGGCGGUGAGGCUAGUCAAGUAAUCGAUUCUCCCACUACCGGUCAGCAAACAAAUGUCACGCUCGCAAAUCUUCUGCAUUAUCUUUCUAGCCAGACAAAUCGCGUAAUAGCGAAUUUGGCAGCUGGCUUAAUCUCCGAAGGUAGCGUCGUCAUUACCACAGCGCUCAAAGAGACAGAUAUGUUAACGAAGAAUCUGCUCGCGCCGUUAUUGACUUCUAUUAGCGAUGCGAUCGAAAGCAUUAUCUUGACGAUGCACGACGAUUCCGAAUUUAAAGACACUAGCAGCCCUCUGGGAAAAGAAAUCGGCUGUUCUCUUUACAUGCGUGAAUUACAAGGGUUCAUUUUACGAUCCGUGAAUACAUUUUUAUUACCAUACAAGAAUCAAGUAGUUGUAGCUGAAAGUUGCAAAGCUGUUGCGUCGAGAUGCAUAGAGUUAUUCGUACGUCAUGCUUGCCUCUUGAGACCUCUGACUGAUUUUGGAAGAGCAAAACUUCUAAUAGAUUUUGGUCAGAUGGAAGUAGCUGUAGCACCAUUAUGUCGAGGUGGUCAAAUGGGUUUGCUCGAGCAACAGCAAUACAGAAUUUUGCGAGCGUUAAAAACCUUGCUUGUUCUCAGUCCUAAAGAAAUGAUUGAGAAGAUUCUAGAACAAGGAGAAAGCAGCGUACCACCGUCUCUUAUUCUUUUACACUUGUUUUCUGGUGCGCCGCCCGAGAUAACGUCACCGCAUCAGAGCGCUGGAUGGUCCAUAAGCAGAUUGUCUCAGUGGAUGGACAGCCAUCCAAACGAAAGAGACAGAUUGGCACUGUGUAGUGGACCAUUGGAACGUUAUCAAUUGACAAUUCGACAACAAAAUCUUCCAACAUUCCACCCUUUAUUUCCGCAAAUGAUGAAAUUAGUAAACUUGAGAGAACAUUAAAGUUAAUUAAAGAUAUACUAUAUUAUGUAAUUGUAUAUUUCUCCUUUGUAUAAAAAUAUUCUUCUGAGUUUGUAUGAACUAAAAUGCACAACUUAAUGCACUAUGAAAAAAAAAUAUAAUUGCGUUUACAAGAGUAUACUAAACGUACUAAAAAGAAAAUAUUCAAAACAAAAAUUUCAUUAUCAUGUUACAUUUUAUAAUCUAUGAAUAUAAGUUGUCCUAUAUAUGUGAAAUCCUAUUAUUAAUGUAAUACUUAAUGGUAUAACCCAUCUGAUUCUGCUUAGAGGUUUUUUGGGAGUUAUAAAAGUUGCUGGUAUACCAAUAGCAUAUUUCUUAUCAACCUACAAUAUAGAAAUAAAAUGAGUAUAUUAAA
Molecule: messenger RNA, 2844 nt
Organism: Odontomachus brunneus
Lineage: Eukaryota; Metazoa; Arthropoda; Insecta; Hymenoptera; Formicidae
Gene: fws
Product: conserved oligomeric Golgi complex subunit 5
Exons: 14
Coding region: 180-2471 (763 amino acids)
Biological process (GO): intra-Golgi vesicle-mediated transport
Cellular component (GO): COG complex
Source: RefSeq, a predicted model, not a curated record